This is a messenger RNA of Elaeis guineensis (African oil palm), 934 nucleotides long. RefSeq lists its product as uncharacterized. NCBI's taxonomy places the organism in Eukaryota, Viridiplantae, Streptophyta, Magnoliopsida, Arecales, Arecaceae. The record is from RefSeq and is a predicted model, not a curated record. Gene Ontology annotation, molecular function: protein dimerization activity; DNA-binding transcription factor activity. Gene Ontology annotation, biological process: regulation of DNA-templated transcription.
AUGGAUGUGGACUUCACAAAUUCUCCUCCAGAGGCCCAAGUGGACCUGAUGACCAUGAUGUUUGAGAUGGAGAAGCUGGCCGACUUCUCGAAACCUCCUCCACAACCAUCAGCCGAGUUCGGCAGUGGUCCCCCGCCAGGGCCAGCUUUCUACAACGCGCCUAACAUUAACAACACUAGUCCACCCUCGUCGCUACUCGUCGGCGUGCCGUCUUCUAUACCCUUCAGCGACCCCACCAUGAUUACGUCGAACACCCUCGCUGCAGGAACCUCCUCCUCCGAGUACUCCUCGCAGAGCAGCAAGUGGGCGUCCGUGGAGGCGAUGAGGGAGAUGAUAUUCCGCAUCGCCGCCAUGCAGCCCAUCCAUAUCGACCCCGAGUCGGUGAAGCCGCCCAAGCGGCGCAACGUCAGGAUAUCCAAGGACCCGCAGAGCGUGGCGGCCAGGCACCGGAGGGAGAGGAUCAGCGAGCGGAUCAGGAUACUGCAGCGGCUCGUCCCUGGAGGCACCAAGAUGGACACUGCCUCCAUGCUUGAUGAGGCCAUCCGCUACAUGAAAUUCCUCAAGGCCCAGGUCCAGUCGCUGGAGCGUGCCGCAGCCACCAACCCCUCGACCCUCGGGGUGGCUACCACCACCUCCCCGCCUGUCGUAGGCUUCUCCACUACUGGGAACCACUUGUGCUUCGACAAGAGAUUCAUAUGUUGAUGGCCUUGCAGUGGUAUGGAUGGAUGGAUAACAACUAGACUAGAUAUCUGUGCUGAUGAUAAAUUGCAUGUGGAAUGUUGGUGUUUCAAGGAGUGACGAAGGGAGUUAAAAGUUUGAACUAAGAAUCUCUCUCUCUCUAUCUUUCUGCUUAAUUAAUUCCUUUUGUCCUUCUUGUGGAACAUAAUUAAUGCCUGUUAGUGAGCUUGCUAGAAACAAAUUGAUAUUUGAGCCG